AUGCUUCUCCUAGACUACCAAAAUGUUCUCAUCCAAUCGCUUCUCACAGAGCGCUUCUCAGGUGCUGCCCCCGUCUCAAUAGAUCAGGUCGUCUCCGACUUUGACGGCGUCACAUUCCACCUCUCCACACCCGAAUCAAAGACCAAAAUCCUGAUCUCAAUUGCCCUCAAGUGCUUCCGCGAAUUGGUCCAGUAUGGUGCCCAGGAAGUCCUCGAGCGCGAGUAUGGUCCAUACAUCGUCAACCCGGAGCCUGGAUACGACUUUUCCGUGCAGAUCGACUUGGAGAAUUUACCGGCGGAUGCAGAGGGAAAGGAGGAAUUGAUUGGACGUUUAUCUCUGCUAAAGCGCAAUGUCAUGGCUGCCCCGUUCGAGCGUGCGUUUGAUGAGUUUGCGAAAUUGUCGGAGGAAGCGGCGAAAUAUACCUCAGAGUCGGCUCCUCAGGGUGUGAAGGAAGGUGGAGAGGUGAUGGCGAUUCAUUAUCGAGAGGAGGAGGCUAUUUAUAUCAAGUCUAGUCAUGACCGGGUUACGGUUAUUUUCAGCACAAUCUUCCGCGAGGAGACGGAUCGUAUAUUUGGCAAGGUUUUCUUGCAGGAAUUCGUCGAUGCUCGAAGACGAGUGCAGUCACUCCAGAACGCUCCUCAAGUGCUAUUCCGAAACGACCCUCCUCUCGAGUUACAAGGCAUUCCAGGAUUGAAGAACUCGGGCGAUGGAAAAUACAGUUAUAUCACCUUUGUCCUCUUCCCACGACACUUGACACCUCAACGCCGCUACGAUAGCAUCUCUCACAUCCAGACCUUCCGUGACUACUUCCAUUACCACAUUAAGGCAUCCAAGGCCUACAUCCACACUCGUAUGCGAAAGCGUACCGCUGACUUCCUCCAAAUCCUUAACCGUGCGAGACCCGAGAACGAAGAACGCGAACGAAAGACGGCGAGUGGAAGGACCUUCCGUGUUCAGGGUUAA
Molecule: messenger RNA, 963 nt
Organism: Talaromyces marneffei
Lineage: Eukaryota; Fungi; Ascomycota; Eurotiomycetes; Eurotiales; Trichocomaceae
Exons: 6
Coding region: 1-963 (320 amino acids)
Biological process (GO): actin filament polymerization; Arp2/3 complex-mediated actin nucleation
Cellular component (GO): Arp2/3 protein complex; actin cytoskeleton
Molecular function (GO): structural constituent of cytoskeleton; actin filament binding
Source: RefSeq, a predicted model, not a curated record